UGCGCUGCGUCCCCAAGCUCCUUGGCUCCGACAGCCGCACCAGCUAUGGGGUCGCCGCUGCAGAACCUGUCCCGGGGAGGCCGGGUGCGAGCUGCGCUCUGGUGCUGGACACAAGCCCGCGGCCUGAGCGGCCGCCAGUGCCCCAGCCGGGUUGCGCGAAGCCUUUCGUGCAGCCGGGGUUUCCCCGGCCGGGGAGGCAGGCCAGCGCUUGGAAGAACCAUGGUCAGCGUGCUCACUGAGAGCUUUCUUCAGGGAAUGCAACAUUUCUCCAGCUGGGACUGCUGCCAGAGUCUUCACAGACACCGUGCUCCAGUGCAAGUCACUGAUAGCUGCAGAAACUUGGGGAUGGACCACAGGGAAGAAGGUUUCCAAGUAGGUACAGAGGAUGACAGGGAGCCAAAGGCUUCCCUGCCCAGGGGGAACCCCACAGGGCCCCCAUGCUCACUGCCGCCUGAGCUUGAGCCUCCCACCAACUGCUGCAUGAGUGGCUGCCCUAACUGUGUAUGGGUAGAUUAUGCCGAAGCUCUGCUGAGGCUCUACCAGGAUGGCGGGGAGAAGGCCCUGGCCAUUCUAGAGGAGCACGUGACAGAUGAGAACCUCAAGGCCUUCCUCAGGAUGGAGAUCCGGCUCCGCAUGCGGAGCGGAGCCUGAGCCAUUUUACCCGGGACUCCUUAUCAUGGACAGACACUACCCUUAAGGGACGACAGGAUCACUUAUGUCCCUGAGUCUGGAAGACUCCACAAGUCUGCAAGGAUUAGGAAUUCUUGUGUAACAACUUCACCUCAGAAUAAAUGAAUCCUCUAUGAUAACCAUGCAGGGGCUUUUGUGUUGUCCCUCUGCCUGCGUUAUCUUGUCAAAGAAAGCAUGCCUAGGCUGGCUGUGUGUCCCUGCUCAACAGCUACAGCUUUCCCUACGGGUGAAGCUGAACUGAACCCAUGCCCGUGAACGCCCUGUGACAGCAGCACCCCCAAACCCCAGUGUACCUGGCUGUCCUGCUGAGAGUGAACUCUGGUUCCAAUCUGUGGUAAAUGGGAACCAGCACAUGAAAGGGAGCCAGCCGCUCCCUGUCUCCUGCGGGUCCUGGAGGGAGACGUUCCUUCUACCGUGUAGUGGUGAGGGCCACCCCUUAGAGUUCUGAGUACUGCUAGAAUGACCAAGGCAGCUGGGACAUCAAACUCUAGGACAGGCACUAGCAAGGACUGAGCAUAAGUGCAUUGAUGCCCACCUAUCCCAUUUAAAGGGAGAGCUAGGAUUAUAAAGU
This is a messenger RNA of Mus caroli (Ryukyu mouse), 1261 nucleotides long. It is a transcript of the gene Oxld1, whose product is annotated as oxidoreductase like domain containing 1. NCBI's taxonomy places the organism in Eukaryota, Metazoa, Chordata, Mammalia, Rodentia, Muridae. Gene Ontology annotation, cellular component: mitochondrion. The record is from RefSeq and is a predicted model, not a curated record.